Messenger RNA from Aspergillus luchuensis, 1785 nucleotides. RefSeq names its product Zn(II)2Cys6 transcription factor. Bases 1 to 1785 code for a protein of 594 amino acids. Gene Ontology annotation, molecular function: DNA-binding transcription factor activity, RNA polymerase II-specific; zinc ion binding; DNA binding. The record is from RefSeq and is a predicted model, not a curated record. Gene Ontology annotation, biological process: regulation of DNA-templated transcription; DNA-templated transcription. The transcript has a single exon. NCBI's taxonomy places the organism in Eukaryota, Fungi, Ascomycota, Eurotiomycetes, Eurotiales, Aspergillaceae.
AUGGAUCAAGGUCUCCAACAAAACCCGUUCAUCUCCGUCAAGGACUCCGGUUCUGCCAAAAACUCGGGCCCGUCGCUGCUUGCCUGUCUGCUGUGCCGACACAAGCACCUGAAAUGUGAUGGAAAGACUCCUGUUUGCGGUCGCUGUUCCGCCACAGGCUCUGAAUGUCAAUACACCCCGUCGCGUCGCGGGUACAAGGGCCCCUCGAAGAAGCGUCGAGCCAAUCCAUCCUCCCCCGACCAACUCCCCGCCGACAUGUCGACCUCCUUCGAGCCCCAAUACUUCAACGUGCCGUCCGACUGGACUCUGUCGAGUAACAUGCCCAUGUCGUAUGCGGUGGCAGCCGCCACCACCACCCCCGUGCCGACUUCCCUGCCCUCCUCUUCCUUACCCUCCGGCAGUCCCGCUCUGACAGAUAACUCUGGCUCCUCGCACUCGCAGACGGUCGGCGUCACCAAUAGCCCCAUGACUCCAGACUCGAUCUCUACCAUUGCAGGCGAUGGCUAUCUUAUCGACAUCUUCUACACCUAUUUCCAUCCUUCCCACCCGGUCUUGCCGCCCCAUCGUGUCCUUUACCGCAACCACGUGCCUGCGUUCCUGGAGCAUGUCAUCAAGUUCAUUGGGACCCACUUCACUCCGGCCGCCAACAGUGAGAACUACCGGCCGACGGUCAUGUCGUCCGUGAUGGACCAGGAAGGGUCCAUUGAAAAGUUGCAGGCCCUGGUGCUCCUCGCCAUUGUCUUGCAUUCCCGCAAUGAGCGGCAGAAGGCGGGCGAGUGCGUGACGACGGCUGUCAAUCUGGCCUUCGAGUUGGGAUUGAACAAAAGAGACGCUGCGCCGCAGCUCAGCUAUGGCGACCCGGUGCGGGAAGAGAGCUUGAGGCGCACCUGGUGGGAGCUCUUCAUCAUUGAAGGCAUGCUCACUGCACUGGGUGUUCAGCCAGCUUUCCGGUGCAAUUCUGGGCCGCUCGAGGUACCAUUGCCCUGCGAAGAGCGGAUCUACCAAGAUGCCCUCCCACCUCCGCCUGCACCCACGAUUGCGCAAUUCGACGAGCGUGUCUUUGCAGAUGAGGAGCGAGACUUCUCUUCCUUCACUUACCGAAUCGAGGCCGUUCGCAUCCUGGGACGCGUAGUGGCCAUCCAAGACAUGAUUGAGGGCCAGCAGGACCAUGUCGAGGCCAUUGACGCACGGAUUACCAGUUUCUUCCACCACCUGCCCGAGAACAAGGCCGAACUGCUGCGCUCGGACGGGUCCGUCGAUGAGAUGAUGUUCCAAGCGACAAUGAUCGUCAACGGCUCUGCAAUAUACCUCCAUUUCCCGCGAUCUGAUCUGCUGUCGUCCCCCGCGGUGGCAGCGGAGGUUAUUUGCGGCCAUCACGGGCCGCUGAGCAUCCCCGCCUUCUCGCAUCAUGCGCAUGCCAUGAAGGCGGUCAAGGCAGCCAGCGAAAUCUCCUCGCUGGCGUCUAUUCGCAUGCCAGUUGUGAAGCACACGCCCUUCUUCAUCUGCGCGCUGGUCCUCAGCUCCAUGGUGCAGUUGGCUGCGUGCUCUGUCAAGGCCGGGCAGAUGCCCGACCCCAGCCGUGAUCGGCUGACGCUUACCAUUGGCGUUUUCAAGACCCUGGGACGGACCUGGGCGAUUUCGCAAACGAUUAUGCAUCAGAUCAAGGCGGUCGCUCGUGAUGUGAUGGACCUUGGUCUUCGGCCUACCAUGCCUGAAAUUGACCUGACCACGGUCCUCGACAACAGUCGGUUUUGGAUACCCGACCUCCUUCCAAUGGCCAGGUAA